Physella acuta is the source of this 2834-nucleotide messenger RNA. RefSeq names its product cocaine esterase. The record is from RefSeq and is a predicted model, not a curated record. NCBI's taxonomy places the organism in Eukaryota, Metazoa, Mollusca, Gastropoda, Physidae.
GUAGGGCCUAUAGAAGAAGUAUUGUAAUCGUGCAUUGAUAUUUUGUCAGUUUUCGCUGUUUUACAGUUCCCUACUUUAUCAUUUACGGAACAUUGUAAUCGUGCAAAAAAAAAAAAUAUAAACAGAUUUUGACAAACUUUGAUGGUUUACAUUCUGUAUGUCUGUAAACAUGAUUAUUUGAGUACCAUUUCAGUAAUGUGUAAAAAUUUCCAUAUAUAUAAGUAUUAAACCAAUUUGUAGAUCUGUAUCAACUUUUGAGCGAUUUCGACAAACCGGGAGUGGUACACACUUUAAUCAAAGGCCAGUAUGUAGACUGCCUUUUAAGUAAGCUACAUCUUGAGCAAUUUGCAGUUUCUUAUUAAUCAUUGAAGCUGAAUCUUGAGUGAGCAAACGUCUGACAGACGCUAAAUAUCUUAAGAAGACAGAAUGAUUCUCCAGUGGAUUCUGGUUCUCACAACUGCCGUGCUUGUCCAUUCUGGACAGAUAGUUCAUGCUCCUUCUGGAACUUUUCAAGGAACUUUCUGGAAGACCAAGCAUGAUAUCACCCAUAAUGCCUUUCUAGGUAUACCUUAUGCCAAGCCACCUGUUGGGGAGCGUAGAUUCAAACCACCUGAGAUGAUACCACCUUUAGAAGGUGUGUAUGAUGCGACAGAAUUUAAAGCCUUCUGCAUCCAGAUAAACCUUCUACCCCCAAUGCAUGGGCUGGGCCCAGGGGAGGAGGACUGUCUGUAUCUCAACAUUUUCUCACCAGAGUCAGCAGACGCAGCUGCUGGAGAUUUAAAAUCAGUGUUUGUGUUCUUCCAUGGAGGUGGAAAUUUCAAUGGUCAAGCCAACAUUUACAACCCUGGUCAGCUGGUGACAACCCAAGACAUCAUUGUGGUGACUGUCGGCUACCGGCUGGGCUACCUCGGCUUCUUGAGUACCCUGAGCCCUGGGUGUGAGGGGAACUUUGGCCUCAAGGAUCAGAUCCUCUCAGUGGCCUGGGUCAAGGAGAAUAUUCAGGCGUUUGGUGGGGACCCUGGUAGCAUUACAAUUGGUGGAGAAUCAGCAGGCGCCAUUGAUGUGUCAUUCCUUACAAUAGCUUCAGGGACCAGAAAUUUGUUUGCCAGGGCAUUUUCUAUGAGUGGAUUAACAGGGGUUCAGCACCCAUUUAUAGUUCGUAAUGCCAAGUCUACCGCCAUUAAGGUAGGGAGACAAGCUGAGUGUCUUAAGGAAGGUCAGCCUGACCCAACUAGUGAUGAGGAUUUUGACAGGCUGGUGCAGUGUCUGCGUGAGGUGCCUGCCACAGUGUUUGGGAUUGAGUAUACUCCGGCUGUUCCAGAAUUAGGGCCAGUAGAGUAUGGAGACUUGUUCCCCAAGAAAAUUGAAGAUCUUUUCAAUGAUGAAAGCUACUUACACUCUUUAAACUUUUUUGAAAGAGAUUACUUAAUUGGUUUUGACUAUAACGAGGGAGAUAUAUUCACAGUGAUGAACAAUGAGGUGGAGAAAUCUCUCCCUGAGGAUGUAAGAAAAAAUCUACCGCCCAACGGAAUGUUCCGUGGCACAGUGACCCAUUUUCUGAGUUCAAAGUUUGGGCCAGUUAGUGAAACGGUGGUCAGUAAUGUCAUAGACUACUACAGCAGCAGCUACGAGGUCAGUCCACUGGCAGACUUUGCAGCAGACGCCAUCUUUCACAUCCCAACGUUUGAGUGGGCCUCAGCCGCCACUCGUGGACUAGCUAUGGAAGACAGUAAGGUUCACAUGUUUAGGUUUGUUCACUGGCCCAAGUUCAUGGCCGGCCCAUACAAGGGGAUGAUUCAUGGCACUGACCUGCUCUAUUUGUUUGACCUUGACCCAGAUUUUUUGAAAAAGAUUAUUGACUUGCAUAUCAAUGGCAGUCUGUGGGGGGAAGAGGAUGACUACUUGAAGGAAAAGUACAUCUCUAUGGUCGCAGACUUCAUCAAAACAGGCAACCCUGGACUGUCAGUUGACCCCGAGCUGCCCACACCGUGGCUGCCAUUUGACCAGCAGGAGGGUCACUACCUGCAGUUUGGCAUCACACCUGAGCUCAAGACUCAGUUCAAACCUGAACGCCUUUUCUUCUGGGCCACCCAAAUUCCUGAGUGGAUAGAGGAGUAUCCAGUGGAUCAGACGACUCACACGGAGCUUUGAGGAGUUGUAUGACAUUUUGUGUCACAGACUUUGUCUGACAUUUUGUGUCACAGACUUUGACAUUUUGUGUCACAGACUUUGACAUUUUCUGUCACAGACUUUGACAUUUUGUGUCACAAACUUCGUCUGACAUUUUGUGUCACAGACUUUGACAUUUUGUGUCACAGACUUUGACAUUUUGUAUUGCAGUGUUUAAGUCUGACAUUAUAUAUCAAGUACUUUUCUGUGUGUUUAUGAUUGCUGUGUAAAAAAAAUGUUCAAAAGGAAUGUUGUAUGAAAGAUUAUGCUGGAAAAUGAAUUUUGCAUGUUUAACUAUGCAGGAAAAUGAAUGUUUGAAAAACUAAUAAGGAAAAUGAAUGUUGCAUGUUAAAUUAUGCAGGAAAAUGUGAUUUCUAGUUGUAUAAAGUGCAAGACAUGUGCUGUAAAAAAUGUUUUCAUUUUAACAAUCAUUGCUACAUAAAGACGAUAAUUUUUUUAUUGUAUUUGUCAGUUGCCUAGUUACUUCCUUAUUUAUCUGUAACGGUUAGCCAACCAAACCACUGGUUGUGAGAAAUGUUGAAAAUAAUGAAAUGCUUUCAUUCAGUUUAAACUUACACAUGCUUGCGGUAAUGUUACGGAAACACAUUUUGUUUCAGUUGUUUUAAAAUUUUAAAUGCUCACAAUAAAAAAUUUAAACCAUUGCA